AUGGUUUCUCUCCUCACUUCACAGACAGGGUUUCUCUCCUCACUUCACAGACAGGGUUUCUCUCCUCACUUCACAGACAGGGUUUCUCUCCUCACUUCACAGACAGGGUUUCUCUCCUCACUUCACAGACAGGGUUUCUCUCCUCACUUCACAGACAGGGUUGCUCUCCUCACUUCACAGACAGGGUUUCUCUCCUCACUGUACAGACAGGGUUUCUCUCCUCACUUCACAGACAGGGUUUCUCUCCUCACUGUACAGACAGGGUUUCUCUCCUCACUUCACAGACAGGGUUUCUCUCCUCACUUCACAGAGAGGGUUUCGCUCCUCACUUCACAGACAGGGUUUCUCUCCUCACUUCACAGAGAGGGUCUCUCUCCUCACUUCACAGACAGGGUCUCUCUCCUCACUUCACAGACAGGGUUUCUCUCCUCACUUCACAGACAGGGUUUCUUUCCUCACUUCACAGACAGGGUUUCUCACCUCACUUCACAGACAGGGUUUCUCUCCUCACUUCACAGACAGGGUUUCUCUCCUCACUUCACAGACAGGGUUUCUCUCCUCACUUCACAGACAGGGUUUCUCUCCUCACUUCACAGACAGGGUUUCUCUCCUCACUUCACAGACAGGGUUUCUCACCUCACUUCACAGACAGGGUCUCUCUCCUCACUUCACAGACAGGGUUUCUCUCCUCACUUCACAGACAGGGUUUCUCUCCUCACUUCACAGACAGGGUUUCUCUCCUCACUGUACAGACAGGGUUUCUCACCUCACUUCACAGACAGGGUUUCUCUCCUCACUUCACAGACAGGGUUUCUCUCCUCACUGUACAGACAAGGUUUCUCUCCUCACUUCACAGACAUGGUUUCUCUCCUCACUUCACAGACAGGGUUUCUCUCCUCACUUCACAGACAGGGUUUCUCUCCUCACUUCACAGACAGGGUUUCUAUCCUCACUUCACAGACAUGGUUUCUCUCCUCACUUCACAGACAGGGUUUCUCUCCUCACUUCACAGACAGGGUUUCUCUCCUCACUUCACAGACAGGGUUUCUCUCCUCACUUCACAGACAGGGUUUCUCUCCUCACUUCACAGACAGGGUUUCUCUCCUCACUGUACAGACAGGGUUGCUCUCCUCACUUCACAGACAGGGUUUCUCUCCUCACUGUACAGACAGGGUUUCUCUCCUCACUUCACAGACAGGGUUUCUCUCCUCACUGUACAGACAGGGUUUCUCACCUCACUUUACAGACAGGGUUUCUCUCCUCACUUCACAGACAGGGUUUCUCUCCUCACUUCACAGACAGGGUUUCUCACCUCACUUUACAGACAGGGUUUCUCUCCUCACUUCACAGACAGGGUUUCUCUCCUCACUUCACAGACAGGGUUUCUCACCUCACUUCACAGACAGGGUCUCUCUCCUCACUUCACAGACAGGGUUUCUCUCCUCACUUCACAGACAGGGUUUCUCUCCUCACUUCACAGACAGGGUUUCUCACCUCACUUCACAGACAGGGUUUCUCACCUCACUUCACAGACAGGGUUUCUCACCUCACUUCACAGACAGGGUUUCUCACCUCACUUCACAGACAGGGUUUCUCACCUCACUUCACAGACAGGGUUUCUCACCUCACUGUACAGACAGGGUUUCUCACCUCACUUUACAGACAGGGUUUCUCUCCUCACUUCACAGACAGGGUUUCUCUCCUCACUUCAAACAUACAGUCUGCUGUAAGCUUUAA
Knipowitschia caucasica is the source of this 1737-nucleotide messenger RNA. NCBI's taxonomy places the organism in Eukaryota, Metazoa, Chordata, Actinopteri, Gobiiformes, Gobiidae. The record is from the annotation of a GenBank genome assembly.